This is a messenger RNA of Tribolium castaneum (red flour beetle), 862 nucleotides long. RefSeq lists its product as uncharacterized. The transcript is spliced from 3 exons. The coding region runs from base 232 to 612 and encodes 126 amino acids. NCBI's taxonomy places the organism in Eukaryota, Metazoa, Arthropoda, Insecta, Coleoptera, Tenebrionidae. The record is from RefSeq and is a predicted model, not a curated record.
GUGAGCUGAAAACUCGAUGAUUAUCACUACAAUGAGUCUCCAUUUGUUCAAAAUGAAAGUCAAGAACUAACCAACCGUACUUUAUUUAUUUCUUGUCAUUAAAUCUUGUUUAUGUUAAGUAAUGUUUGUUGUUGCAAGUGCAUUAAACAGGUCACUAAAUGAACGCUUCAUCAUGAAGGAACCCAAUUGUGCAGUUGAUAGUGUCACGUAAAGAAAAAAUUGUUAAGAGAAAUGAGCAAAAGUAUGGAACUCGAUUCUGUGAGCAACGUGCUUUGGCUACAACAGGCUGACGCUUUAAACACCUUCACUAAGAUGUGGUAUCACGUCUUCCUUUGGGCCUUGUUCUCAUCCAUUUUUGUGCAUACGAUUGCCGGAUUGAUUGCCUUUCUUACAUUAAGAAAACACAAAUUCGGCAAGUUUUUUCCUUUGGCGAUCCUCCUCAUGGGUGUCGUCACUCCCGCCAUCACCGGAAUCGUGAGCAGUGCAGCGAUAGCUUUCGUUUACCGAGCAUCGAGUUUACCAAUGAAUCCCCUGUAUGCGUUGUUUUGGGGUUGCGGACAAACGGUGUUGACAGCCUGCAUGGGAUUCACUCGCAUCCUCGCCACUCUCUGAAUGUGCAACGGACUCAUUUCAAUGAUUCUAGAUAAUUAAUUAUCUAUAAUAAUAAAUGUGAUGGUGCUAAUCGCAUAUGAAUAUAGUGCAGGUAUUUUGUAUCGUUUCUCAAGUCAUAAUUUAUUUUUUAUCUAGACUAGUCCAAUUGUUCAUAUUAUGAAUUGUAAAGAUACACAUUUUAGGGUAGGACCAUUUUGUAUAUAAUGCACUGUAAAGAUAGUUACAUGAAGAAAGUAAAUUUUAUUCCGCC